Molecule: messenger RNA, 1698 nt
Organism: Toxoplasma gondii ME49
Lineage: Eukaryota; Apicomplexa; Conoidasida; Eucoccidiorida; Sarcocystidae
Product: mitochondrial inner membrane translocase subunit TIM17, putative
Exons: 4
Coding region: 649-1215 (188 amino acids)
Biological process (GO): protein import into mitochondrial matrix
Cellular component (GO): TIM23 mitochondrial import inner membrane translocase complex; mitochondrial inner membrane
Molecular function (GO): transmembrane protein transporter activity
Source: RefSeq, a predicted model, not a curated record
UCUCUCGCGGCUUCUCCCUUUAACUCUGUGCGGUCGUCUCGCAUGCGCCGUCUCUUCUCUGUGUCUUCGGCCUCGCGGAACCUGGAGAAGAAGCAGUCUCUCUUUUUCUUGCAACGUUUUCUCCGAACACCGCGUUCCCUGUCUCCGCGCUUUCUCCUCUUUGCUCUGAGUGAUUCUUCUCUCUGCUCGCUUCUCCCCUCGUUGCAUCUGUGCGGUCCAACGUCCUUUUCGCAGCGAGUUUCUCCGCGGCCUCGCGUCGUCAGCCGACGCAGGCGCAGGCGGCUCGGUCCAGUGCUUCUGCGUCCGGUCUCGACUCCAAUUCUCUCUUUGUCGCUCCGUCGUUGUCUCGCGUCCAUCUCGGCAACCUGGCGCGGCCUUGUGAAAAAUCCACGAGCUCUGCCGCAGAAGACUCUUGUGCUCGCGUCUCCUCGCAACUUCUCUUCACUUGGCCUUCGCGACGGCAUCCCGUCUCGUCUCUCUCUCUCGCGGCCCCAGCCGAUCUGCUCGGUUGAGCUUCGCGUCCUUUCCUCGAAGCGCUGAGGCGGCCGGAAGGAGAAAUAGCUUGCUCCUCCCCGAUUUCCUUCGCUUUCUUCGUCGUUUGCCGCUCUCCCCGUCUCUCUCUGUCUCACUCUAUCUCUCCGCUCCAAGAUGGCGUCUGCACUCGAUGAUGACUACUUGCGAACGGGCGGAGUCCAUUCGAAUCUUUCGCUUCUCUCCUCUCCCGUCUCUCCAACUUCUCUCUCUGCUCCUCUCUAUCCUUCUCAGUCUUCUUUCGCGCUCUCGUCUCAGCCUGCGAAGAUCGCCGGCGACUUGUACCUCAACGGCUACGGCAAGCAAUUCGGAGACAAAGUCACCUACUCUGCAGGCAUUUCGUACGCAGCCGGUCUGACUCUCGGUGGACUGUACGGAUUCGGAGCCGGUCUCAAGCGAGGAGGCAGCACAGCUCGCCUGCGCCUCAACGCGAUCCUCAACGGCUGCAGCGACUACGCACCCAAGGCAGGCGCUCAGCUUGGCACCAUCACUCUCUUCUACUGCUGCUUCAACAACCUCCUCGGCCUGUUUCGCGAAGACGAACCGACGAAUGCGCCGAUCGCAGGAGCAGCUGCGGGAGCGCUGUACAAGUCCAUGGCGUCCUGGAAGGUCUUGGGUGCCUACUCUCUCACAGCUUCCCUGGCGUUCGCUGGAAUCGACCAGUACCUUCGCAAGUACGUCUGAGCCUGCUCGAGUGUAGCGCAGCGCGAGUCGCAGAAGGAGAAGCACAGGCGAGGAAGAGAAGAAGAGAAAGAAGAGAAAGACGGCGACUGGAGUGUCGAAAAAGCUUUGUCGACGCCACGGACCGAGGAACGAACUGUCUCUGCAUGCUUCGUGCGUCUGGAGGGCAACUGCGACGUCUCGCAAAACGAAGAAGAGGAGGGAGGAAGGAGGAUAAUCAGGAACCCAAAACCGAUGCAUGCAUGAAUGUCCUUCUUUCAAACCUUCUUCUCGUUUUGAAAGCAUCUGCAGACAUACGUGUAAACACUCGCGUUGAUGUGCAUGUUUGUGUAUCGUCGCUUCAAGCAUGUGAGUAUUUGCGUAUAUAUCUCUGGAGGACUAGAAUCCUGUAUAGCGGCCUUGUGCGUUGUCUGUCUUCGAGUUGCCUUUGGGUCGUCGCUCUUCGCUGUUCCGCUCCCUUGCUUUCUUCUCUUCUCCGUUUGCUGC